Molecule: messenger RNA, 8440 nt
Organism: Melospiza melodia melodia
Lineage: Eukaryota; Metazoa; Chordata; Aves; Passeriformes; Passerellidae
Gene: CEMIP
Product: cell migration inducing hyaluronidase 1
Exons: 28
Coding region: 909-4991 (1360 amino acids)
Source: RefSeq, a predicted model, not a curated record
CUGGCUUAUAUGAUAAAACCUAAAGACUCCAAGGACUACAUGUGAAUUUUAAACAGUGCCUUAUGAAUACAGAAGUGGGUGUCCUUGCCUCCCUGUGAAUACACAUGUCAAUAAAUUGUCAUGAGCCCAGGGCAGAGCUGCAGAAUCAAUCACUGGAGACCAGAGAGAAUCACAUUAAUUCUAACUUUGACUUUCAUGACACUGCUUGUUUGUUUUUGCUGGGGGUUGGCUACGGAAGAAACAAAAACAACAUUAGGUAGACUGGUUUCAAAAGCAGCUUUUGGUUUUUGCAAGAAAAUUCUGAGCUGGCACACUAAACAGACAAUAUUUUCUUAGAUCUGAAAUCUAAGAAACUGCAUGCUUCAGGUUGGAAGUGUGAGUACAGUUUAUCUGGGGGUUACACAGAGCACCACUGCUAAAAAUGUGUGGGUAUUUCAGGGGGGAGAGAGGUGCCACUGAAAGGUUACUCCAGGAAAAUUUGUCACUCUGCAAACGCCUUCUCUGUUGUGUUUCAUUACUUUCUAGCACAUGUGAAUAUGCAGCCCCAGAGAGCCCUGACACUGGAUGUGUUUAUGCCACAUUCCUGAGGCGUUUUUGGUUACAGCUGGUGGCUGCUCUCUCAGUGUCUAUUUGGAUUCCCGAGUGGGUUGAUCCUAAACCAAACAAAGGGUGAGGAGCUGCCCAUGGCUCCUUGCUCUGCUCAGGCUGGUCCUAAAUCAGUGCAAAGGUGUUUUCAGCCAUUGAGCUGAACGGGAGUGGUUGUGGUCUGGCAUAAAACUGGAUUUAACCUCUUCUUUCUUUUUUUAAUUUUUUGUGCAGUGAAUAAGCUGAGGAAAAAAAAAAAAGUGACAUUUUCUUGAUAUUCUUUUUUCACAGUUAUCCAUACAAAGAAUUGAAAGUCCUGAAGAAUGGCUCUACCUACCUCCAAGUGUCUGGCUGGAAGUUUGGGGUUUUUCCUGUUCGUAGUCGCUUCAGUAAGCACAGCAGAAGCAGCUGUCACAUGUCCUGACAGAGAGCCUGAGUUGGAAGUGUGGAACCCAGGGCACAAUGAAGAAAACCGCGUAGAAAUCCGCAAUGGCAGGAAGGUGCUGCUCUCUUCUUCUGCGACUGUGCACUCCAUCCACAUCACUGAUGGAGGAAAACUGGUGAUCAAAGAUGAUGUGCAGCCCAUCAUUCUGCGUACAAGACACGUCCUCAUUGAAAAUGAUGGAGAGCUGCACAUUGGCAGUGAGCUGUGCCCUUACCAAGGCAAUGUGGCUAUCAUCUUAUAUGGGCGAGCGGAUGACGGCAGCCAGCCAGAUCCUUACUUUGGGCAGAAGUACCUUGGAGUCAGCAAAGGCGGCACCCUUGAGAUCCACGGAAAGAAAAAGCUCUCCUGGACUUUCCUCAACAAGACUCUCCAUCCUGGUGGCAUGGAAGAAGGUGGAUAUUACUUCGAGAGGAGCUGGGGCCACCGGGGUGUCAUUGUCCACGUCAUUGACCCAAGGACAGGGGCAGUUGUCCAUUCUGAUAGGUUUGAUACCUAUAGAGCAAAAGAGGAAAGUGUCCGCCUGGCUCAGUAUCUGGGGAGAGUUGCAAAUGGCAUGAUCCUGUCGGUCGCAGUGAAUGAUGAAGGAUCCAGAAACUUGGAUGACUUGGCCAGGAAAGCAAUGACCAAACUGGGCAGCAAGCAUUUCCUCCACCUUGGGUUUAGGCACCCCUGGAGUUUUAUUACCAUUAAAGGAAAUCCCUCCUCUUCUGUUGAAGACCACAUUGAAUAUCAAGGUCACAAAGGCUCAGCUGUGGCCAAAGUAUUCAAACUAUUCAAAGCUGAGAAUGGAGAACAUUUCAACGUCUCUUCAACGAGCGAGUGGGUUCAAGAUGUAGAAUGGACAGAGUGGUUUGAGAAGCCUGACAAAGCGAGAUCUAAGGACAUGGAGAAGCUGUCUGACUUCAAAGCUGCUCAUCCUGACAAAAUCUGCAGGCAGCCCGUUGACAUCCAGGCAAUGACUCUUGAUGGAGCAGAUUUAACCACGGAGGUUUUCUACAAGGGCGGCCACGAUUACCAAUUCCUGUGCCACGGCAAGGACCAGACAGGAGAGGGCUGCCACAACUACAGAGUCAGGUUCCUGUGUGGCAAAUCUGUGAAACCGAAGCUGACGGUGACUGUGGACACCAACGUGAACAGCACCAUCCUGAACCUGGUGGAUGAUGUGAGCUCCUGGAGCCCUGGGGACAGGCUGGUGGUGGCCAGCACUGACUACUCCAUGUACCAGGCUGAGGAGUUCCAGGUGCUGCCCUGCAGAACCUGCAAGCCCACCCAGGUCAAGGUAGCAGGGAAGGCCACGUACCUGCACAUGGGCGAGGUGGUGGACGGCGUGGACAUGCGGGCGGAGGUGGGGCUGCUGAGCCGCAACGUGCUGGUGAUGGGAGAGAUGGAGCAGCAGUGCUACGAGUACAGCAGCAAGCUCUGCUCCUUCUUUGACUUCGACACCUUCGGGGGACACAUCAAGAUUGGUCUUGAUUUUAAGGCUACCCACAUUGAAGGUCUGGAACUGAAGUACAUGGGGCAGCAGACAAUGGGGCAUUACCCCAUUCAUUUCCAUAUGGCUGGAGAUGUGGAUGAGAAAGGAGGCUACAACCCUCCAACCUAUGUGAAGGACACCUCCAUCCACCACACCUUCUCCCGCUGUGUCACAGUCCAUGGAUCCAAUGGUUUACUGGUGAAGGAUGUGGUGGGUUAUGAUGCUCUGGGCCAUUGUUUCUUUACGGAGGAUGGACCAGAGGAGCGCAAUACAUUUGAGCACUGCCUGGGGCUGCUGGUGAAGCCCAGCACUCUGCUCCCCUCCGACCGCGACAGCAGGAUGUGCAAGCUGAUCACUGAGGGAGCCUACCCGGGCUACAUCCCUAAGCCCAGGCAGGACUGCAGUGCUGUAUCAACCUUCUGGAUAGCCAACCCACACAACAACCUUAUAAACUGUGCAGCUGCUGGAUCUGAAGAAACAGGCUUUUGGUUUGUGCUGCACCACGUGCCCACAGGCCCCUCGGCAGGCAUGUACUCCCCGGGCUACUCAGAGCACAUGCCCAUGGGGAAAUUCUCCAACAACCGCGCGCACUCCAACUACCGGGCUGGAAUGAUCAUUGAUAACGGCGUUAAAACCACUCCAGCCUCUGCCAAGGACAAAAGACCUAUCCUGACUCUGAUUUCUGGGAGGUACAGCCCCCACAAGGAUGCUGAUCCUCUGAAGCCCAGGGAACCUGCAAUAAUUGAGGGCUUUAUUGCCUACAAGAAUCAGGAUCACGGGGCCUGGCUGCGAGGUGGAGAUGUGUGGCUGGACAACUGCCAGUUUGCUGACAAUGGCAUUGGGCUGACCUUGGCGAGCGGUGGCACCUUCCCUCACGACGACGGCUCCAAGCAGGAGAUCAAGAACAGCCUGUUUGUGGGUGAGAGUGGAAACCUGGGCACGGAGACCAUGGACAAUGAGAUCUGGGGGCCUGGGGGCCUGGAUCACCGGGGCAGGACCCUGCCCAUCGGCCCGGAUUUCCCCAUCCGAGGGAUCCAGUUCUACGACGGGCCCAUCAACGUCCAGAACUGCACGUUCCGCAAGUUCGCGGCGCUGGACGGGCGGCACACGAGCGCGCUCGCCUUCCGCCUCAACAACGCCUGGCAGAGCUGCCCCAACAACAACGUCACCGCCAUCCGCUUCGAGGAUGUGCCCAUUACCUCAAGAGUCUUCUUUGGAGAACCUGGCCCGUGGUUCAAUGAUCUGGAUAUGGAUGGUGACAAAACAUCAGUUUUUCAUGAUGUGGAUGGUUCUGUAUCGGAAUACCCAGGCUCAUACCUGAUCAAAGAGGAUAACUGGUUAAUCAAGCACCCUGACUGCAUUGAUGUGCCCGACUGGAGAGGCUCCAUCUGCAGUGGGCACUUUGCACAGAUAUACAUCCAAGCCUACAAGCCAGCCAACCUGAAAAUGAAAAUAAUAAAAAAUGACUACCACAAUCACCCACUCUACUUGGAAGGGGCUUUGAGCAAAAGCACUCAUUACCAGCAGUAUCAGCCAGUUGUAACUCUGAGGAAAGGCUACACCAUCCACUGGGACAAGACAGCCCCUGAAGAGCUGGCCAUAUGGCUCAUCAACUUCAACAAGAAUGACUGGAUCCAAGUAGGGUUUUGCUAUCCUAAAGGGACAACAUUUUCCAUUCUCUCAGACAUCCACAACCGUCUCUUGAAGAAAACAUACAAAACUGGGACCUUCUACAGAAGCUCCCAAAUGGAGAAACUGGAGCACAGAUACCCUACCAAGGGGUACUACUACUGGGAUGAGGACACUGGGUUGCUGUUUCUGAAACUCAAAGCUCAAAAUGAGAAGGAGAAGUUUGCUUUCUGCUCUGUAAAGGGCUGUGAGAGAAUAAGAAUCAAAGCUGUGAUCCCAAAGACAGCUGGUGUCAGUGACUGUGAGGCCACAGCCUACCCCAAGUACAUUGAGACACCAAUAGUGGAAGUGCCAAUGCCAAAGAAGCUCUCCAGUGCACAACUGAAGACCAAGGACCACCUAAUUGAAGUGAAAAUAGAAACUUACAAGAAACAGUACUUCCACCUGAGGGAUGACUUUGCAUACAUUGAGGUUGAUGGUGUCAGGUUUUUCCUCACUGAAGAGGGAAUCCAGCUGGUAGUGAUUGAUGGACACCAUGGAAAAGUUGUUGAUCGAGUGACAUUCAAAAACUCCAUUCUACAAGGAAUCCCAGCACAGAUAGAGAAUUAUGUCAACAACAUCAAAGAUCACUCCAUAGUGCUGGUGACAUCUAAAGGAAGAUUCAUUUCAAGAGGACCAUGGACUAAAGUACUGGAGAAACUUGGAGCAGGAGAAGGUUUUAGGUUAAAAGAAAAAAUGGCUUUUGUGGGCUUCAAAGGCGGCUUCCGCCCCGUCUGGGUGAGGCUGGCCACCAGUGAGGACUCAGCUAAAAUCUACCAAGCGCUGCCCAUUCCUGUGGUGAAGAAAAUGAAGUUGUGAGGACACCUUGCUGUGCCUGCUGGCCGCCAGCACCGCCCCGUGGGACGGACAGAUGGACGGACAGACGGACGGACUACUGACCGCUCUGCGCAGGCCUCGCCCGCCUGCAUCGCCAGCGUAGCAUUUUGUUGUUCUUGUUGCUGUUGAAAAAGAAAUCUCACUGUAAGUAGUAGAGUGGCCACGCGUGACAGAAGAGUCACAUGUGUGACCGGCGUGUGCUCGGGGCUGGCCAGGCCAGGCUGGCUCAGGGGACACUGAGCGAGGCCUGGGCUGUUCCUGCAGGCCCUGCUCCUGGCACAGACUGAUCCUGCUGCUGCCUCUUGAAGGGGAGCUCUUGGUCUGAAGACCAUCAAGGGUUGUUGCUUCCACCAUCCUCUCUGAAGACCAUCAAGGGUUGUUGCUUCCACCAUCCUCUAAGUUGACUUUUCCUUUCCCGUAGUGCAACUAGCUGCUCGCGCAGACAUGGGAUGCCAGUUCAAAGACUGGUUGGCAAUCAGGUUUGAGUGAUUUCCUGGAUGCUGGGAAGUGGAACUGGACAGCAAACACUUCCCCAUAAGCUUCUGUGAGGUUGGAUCAAGCUCUUUUGGGGUGUGUGUUGUACAUGCAGCCCACGGCACAUAGCUGGGGAAGAAAUGACAGAAGGAGUGGACAAAACAUGCCAGCAGAGACUGAAGGAACCACCUAUUCCUGCUUCCUCAGAAAACUGCGUUUUUCCUAUGGAUCGAGGUGUUUUAAUAGUGGCUGUGCAAAUAUGAAAUUUUCCUUCAACAAACAGCUGCAGGCUAGAAGGAGAGCAAUGUCAAUUAGCACAUGUAUUUUCUCAGCCUUUCCCAUUCAGCCUUUCCCUCUGUACAACAACAUCCAGGAUCAGUUUAUGGCUGCCAGCUAAUGCCAUCCCAGUUCAAACCUUCCAAUUUUUGACUAGGAAUACUGGGAUUCAUCUUAUUUAGCAUCAAAUAGGGUGAGCUGCCCUCACCUUUCCCAGGACAUCAGAGGGAACAGGAUCAGCCUGCUGUGUGCUGCUUUCUGAUCUUGUCUUCAGGCUUAAGAUAUUAUGUCCUGGUCCUCCUGUAAGGGUUACAUGAGACCUGGAUGAGAUCUUUCCAGGUGACCGAAGAAUCAAAGUGGGAAUCCCAAUGCACUAGUUGGAUGUCGUGUACCUCCUUUCCCCCUGCUUCAAACAAAGACCUGGGUAAUGAUGGCAGAUCAGAGUGGAUCAGGACUUUACAGGGGCAUCUCUUGAAGCUGGGAUGUUAACAUUAUAUGGUAAAACACUGGUUUUAAAAAGCAUUUCUGGUGUUCAGUGCUAUUUCUGUCAGUUGCCCCAAAAUACCACACAGGCGUUUCUGGAGGCUGUGGCUGUUCUUAGAAAUCUGAGGGCAGGGGGAAGUGUGAAAGACAUCAUGACAAGCUUUUAAAGAAUGUCAAUCUUGCCAGUAAGACUUGGGUUUAUUUCCCCACUUUAUCUCUGCCUGUCCCUACAGCCACAUAAAUUAUUCCAAUUGCUGAGGGCUACUUUGUUUAUUAAUUAGGUUUUGCUUUUUCCCCACAAUAUCAAAAAUACUACCUUGAAAUUAGACUAAAAAUCAAGGAUUUUGUUUGUCAUUCCAAAGGGUGUGCAGAUACUGGUUUAGAUAAGUUGCUCUGAUUGUUAAAGCAAGCAUGAACAAAAUUUAAGUAUACUGUAGGUUACAUUCCACUCAAGCCUCUCCUGGGUUUUGAAACUGGAAAUGUUCUUUUCAGUCUUACUACAAAAUUGUUUUGAAUUCACUGAAUGUCAUGUGUAUUGUAUUUUACAAGGAAAAAAAAAGAAAAAAGAGCCAAGUGUUCCUUCCCAGCUUCCCAACAAGAGCCUGGUAAUGAAUGCUCCUUAGGCAUUUGUGCUGUUUGCAGAGUGAAUGGGCAACAUUUGUAAAAGGCAAAUGAGCUGGGUUGUUUAUUCCUGAAAAUUCUUAUGAUAGUUUGGGGAUUUUGCAAAUUAUUCUAUGAAAGAGUCAGUCUCACUGGUGUUUCAACUGUGAUCAUCCAGAACGUUUAUCUGAUGUCCCAUGAUGGCCACAGCAAUGCCAGAUCCAUGAAGUCAAGGGAAGAGACUAACAGGAAUUCCCUGGGUCUGUCAGUUUGGGUUAUCUAAACCUUUUCCCUGCCCUGAGCCAGUGCUGUUGAUUGCAGCAGUUUUGGUGGAACACACUUGCUUCCAGGAGAUGGACCAAAGCAGGAAUAUUUCCUUUCUGAGCACUUAGUAGAUGGUGGGCAGGAAAGCCAGGCUUGGGAUAUGCCUGGAGUGGAUUUGCUUUGUACAAGCCCCAUUGCUGGGGUUGCCCUCUGCAGUGCUCCACUGGCCACAGCCAUUUCCCCUUUCCUCUAAGAGUGCAAGAACCUAGGAGCAUCCCACCAGGUGGGUCUGUCCCCUGGACUGCUUUGUUCAGCUUCCAGGAGCAUGUUUUCUUUGUGCUGAAGUGUGGCUUCUGAUUUUGCUGUUUUGGGACUUCUCAGGGUGAAAGCAUAAGACUUGGCUCUAGGAAAGAGCAUUUUCUUUUCCUUUCCUAAAAGAUCUCACCUUAUUAAGAGAGAAAACUUCAGCAGUUUGUGCUGUGAUGCUGAGCCUGGCAGGUGGGGCCUGUUUUGGAGCUGGGGAGGGUCCUGUGCUGUGAAUUCCUGCAGGGAAUCAAUCACACAGCCAGCAGAGCAUCCUGGCUGUGUGCAGGGAAAUGCCCAGGGCUCCUGGUGACAGGUGACACCCUUGUGUCCUCUGGAGACAGAAUGGAGCCUGGUGCCAUCCCAGUCACAAGAGCUCUGUGCCAAGUGACUCCUGCUCAGUCUCUGCACGUUCUAGAAGCUGCAAUGAACUCUGACCAGUGAAUUCCCCAAUUCUCAUCCCCUGCACGAGCUGCAGUGACCCUCUCUGUAAGGUUUUAUUACUGCAGAUGUUUUCAUGUUUGCCUGCACAGUUGCCAUUGGUGGAGUGGGGUUUUUUUUGGCUGCAUUUUGUUUGUUUGUCUCUUUGUUUGUUCGGAUGUUUGGGUUUUAUUGCCUCUGUUCAGUUGCUUGUUUUACCUGUCGCCGAAACAGCUGGUCCUUUUUCGGAGUUAGAUGUUUGUACAUUUUCUUAUAGACUUUCCAAUGAAAAAAAAAAAGAUAUAUUUUCUAUUAAUUUAUUACAAUGGCACUAAGACAACUAAAUUGCAGACAUAAGAAGCAUUUUUACUGGAGUUGAGCAUUGUCCAGUUUGUUAAGGAGGUUGGCAAUGUGUCUUUUCUGAUAAUCUGCUUUGCACUUGAAAGCUCUCUAUGUCCACAGACCGUGGUGGUGCAUUGACUGUCAGGUUUAUGAUGACAAGAGCUCUUGGGACGUUGUUUCCAAAAGAUUGUGGCUUACAACUGAAAUAACACGUAGUUGUUUGGAGUACACAAUGUUUAUCAAAAUAAAUAUUCUGUGCAAAUUUCUUA